Molecule: messenger RNA, 1784 nt
Organism: Nelumbo nucifera (sacred lotus)
Lineage: Eukaryota; Viridiplantae; Streptophyta; Magnoliopsida; Proteales; Nelumbonaceae
Product: WRKY transcription factor 22
Biological process (GO): regulation of DNA-templated transcription
Cellular component (GO): nucleus
Molecular function (GO): transcription cis-regulatory region binding; DNA-binding transcription factor activity
Source: RefSeq, a predicted model, not a curated record
GUUAACCUCUCAAGUCUCUCUCUCUCUUUCUUUAUUUAUAUCCCACCCUCUUCCCUCUUACCUUGUAAAGUCAGCGCCGUCCUUUGUCCCUUUGCAUCUUGUUAUGCUUAAACGGGAGCAGCAGCAGGAACGACGGCAGAAUCAGGGACAGAAACAUAGCUACUAGUGGCGGAAAUAAUCAAUCGCUUCUCGCUGGAAUCGCGCAAGUUUCAAGGCUGACCGGCCCGGAUAUUUCGCAGGCAUGGAAGUCGACUGGGAUCUGCAAGCGGUGGUGAGAGGCUGCGCCAUCGGCACCACUCCCACCACCACCGCUACCUUCAUGGAGGAUCCUCUCUUCUGCUUUUCUCCUUCUUCGGGUCUGCAGCAGGAUGAUCAUCUCCACUAUUUCUCUGACCCUUUUCAAUCCCCAACUAUGGCUUUUGAGGAACUAGAGGAUUUGUAUAAGCCCUUUUUCCCCAAGUUUGAACCCCUCUCCCCACAAACCAUCUCCCACACUUCGUUUUCGGCUCCUCUUGGAGGAUUGAAAGAUCAACAACAGCAGCAGCAGAUACAACCACAACUGCAGCAGCGGCAGCAACAACAACAAAAGCAGCCUCAGGUGUCUCUUGCUGGGCCUCCUACUGCUGCUGUUUCUAGUACUACCACUGCUCAUUCCCAGACCCCUCGAUCCAAGAGAAGAAAGAACCAGCAGAAGAGGGUUGUUUGCCAGGUGCCCGCCGAGGGCCUAUCUUCUGAUAUGUGGGCUUGGCGCAAGUACGGCCAGAAACCCAUCAAGGGCUCGCCCUAUCCCAGAGGAUAUUACAGAUGCAGCAGCUCCAAAGGGUGUUUGGCUAGGAAACAAGUCGAACGCAGCCGUACCGACCCGGGGAUGUUUAUCAUAACCUACACGGCGGAGCAUAACCAUCCCCUCCCAACUCAUCGGAACUCCCUCGCCGGUAGCACUCGACAAAAGUUCCCUACAUCUCAACGGCCGACCACCGGCGAACCCGACACAUCCACCACUAAACCGUCUUGUGCUUCUUCUCCAACUUCAGGAAGUGGUCUCUCACCAACGACCCCGUUAACCACCUCCAUGGAAGACGAGCUCCUACAACCGAUUAAGCAGGAGAGCCAAGAAGACGACGGGGAGGAAAUGGUGGAGGACGACGAAGACGACGAGUCCCUCAUCCCAGAUAUGGUGAUAAACGACGAUUUCUUCAUGGGCUUAGAAGAAAUCGCGGGAUCCGCCAAUAUCAGUUCCUCCUCCACCAGCGCGGCCUUCGAAGACUGCUUUUCCGAUCAUCUACCGGCGUCUUUCCCCCUUCCUUGGCACGCCCACAACGCCGCCACCACCGCCGGCGGCAUCUGACAUGCCGGAAAAGACGCGUACUCUGACAUUGGAUACCAAGAUUUCUCCAACUUACCAAUUUUUUUUCUCUUUUUAUCCGCGACACAGAGAAGAGAGAGAAAGAGAGUUAGAAAAUAGAGAGAGAAUCUCUCUCUCUCUCUAUCACCAUCUCACCACACUUGUUUUAUAAACAUCACCGUUGCCAGGUCCUUUGAGAAGAAGAGUUAUUCCAUGUUUCCGGUUGCACACUAAUCAGAUGAAUUAGUUGCACAUCCAUCUCCAUUUGAUUGUGUAUCAUGAUCAUCAUGUGUCCAUGUAGAUCCAAAAGUCAACGCAGAUGUGUCCAUCCUCUUCGUUAAUUUUUUAAUUAAUUCAGUAUUUAUUUAUUUAUUUAUUUUUUGGAACUGUCAAAUUGGUACGAUGUAUAUAUAUGUGUGACAGUUGUCCGUUCCCGUCC